Molecule: messenger RNA, 1581 nt
Organism: Penicillium alfredii
Lineage: Eukaryota; Fungi; Ascomycota; Eurotiomycetes; Eurotiales; Aspergillaceae
Product: putative Rab geranylgeranyl transferase escort protein
Exons: 4
Coding region: 1-1581 (526 amino acids)
Biological process (GO): protein geranylgeranylation; small GTPase-mediated signal transduction; vesicle-mediated transport
Cellular component (GO): Rab-protein geranylgeranyltransferase complex; cytoplasm; cytosol
Molecular function (GO): GDP-dissociation inhibitor activity
Source: RefSeq, a predicted model, not a curated record
AUGGAGACUCUGGCAGAGACACCAUGGGAUGUGAUCAUCGCAGGGACAGGGCUUGCCCAGUCACUGCUGGCACUAGCUCUUUCACGAUCGGGGAAGAAGGUCCUCCACCUGGACAAAAACCCAUACUAUGGAGGAGCCGAGGCAGCAUUCAGUCUGGAUGAGGCCCAAGACUGGAUGAAAAGUGUCAAUCAACAUCCGGGCCAGUCUCCCUUUCAAGAUGUCACUCUCUCCACGUACCAGCAUCCUCAAGAUCCCCAUGACUCUUCUACAAGUACCCAAGGCACGCCUGAAGUCUGUCCUAAGCUCGCAGCGAGCCGAUCCUACACCCUUUCCCUCUGCCCGUAUUUCCUCUACACCCGCUCCAAACUAAUCUCUACCCUGAUCUCUUCGAAGGUGUACCGCCAGCUGGAUUUUAUGGCGGUCGGUAGCUGGUGGAUUUAUUCCCUAGAGCACUCUGAUGCUGAGAACAGCGACCUCGGUGCUACGCGUGUUCUGAACCGAGUGCCGGGCAGCCGAGAAGAUGUUUUCGCUGACACCCACAUUGCAAUGAAGUCCAAGAGGACACUGAUGCGAUUUCUGCGUCACAUCAGUAAACCACAGGAUGAGGAAAACCCCGAGGGCGACGAGGAUCUCUCGAUGUCCUUUGAGGACUACUUGACUUCCAAGUUCAGUUUCCCGCCAGAUCUCCAGAGCCCGUUGUUGUCACUGUCCUUGUCCCAGUUGCCACUGCAGGAGACCUCUGCCAACUACGCAGUAGCACGGGUCAAGAGGCAUCUGACAUCCAUCGGUGCAUUCGGGCCUGGCUUUGGAGGCGUGAUUUCCAAGUAUGGAUGCGGGUCUGAGAUCCUCCAGGUUGCCUGCCGUGCCUCCGCCGUCGGAGGGGGUGUAUAUGCCCUAGACACUGGAAUCGAGUCCUUCACAGAAAAUGAGCAUGCAGCAGGAGAAGAACCUCCAGUCAAGGCGAAGCUCUCUACCGGAGAAACUGUCCAGACCCAGUUCAUGGUAGGCUCCCUGUGGGAUCUCCCCAACCAGGAAUCGCCGUCUGCAUCUUUCGCCAGAGUGACACGGUCAAUCACCAUUGUCUCGUCGAGUUUCCCAUCGCUCUUCCCUAUCACUGUUGAGGGCGCUCCCCUACCAGCCAGUGCUGUGCUUAUGUUCCCUGGAGACACGUUGGGCAGCCCUCAAUCUCCGCCGGUAUAUCUCCAAGUUCAUUCGAGCGACACCGGCGACUGUCCCCGGCAGCAGAGUAUCAUCUACGGCAGUGUAUCUCUCGCUGGACCAGAAGGACAAUCUCUGCUUAACUCUGCGGUCGACCGACUCGUGCGAGCAGAAGGACCGCAGGCUGCCGUGCUCUGGUCUAUGCGGUAUACCCAGGUGGGGCGCCUGAGCAACGGCAGCGCCGAGCCACACCUCCACACGCUGUCUCCGCAUGUCCUCCGCAUUCCGCCGUCAGGCCUGGACUUGGCAUUUGAGGAUGACACCGUCGACGUGGUCCAAGAGGCAUGGCAGAGAAUCGUAGGCGAUGAGGUGGGCCGUGAGGAGUUUAUGGUCUUUGAUGAUCGCGAGGCCUCCGAUGAAUGA